CGUUCAUUUAAAAAUUAAAAAAAUUAAAUUAUUUUUUUUUUUCUUUUCCAUUUUUCUUUUUUAUUAUUUUUUGACGUCUUGUCGUCCCUUCCCUUUCUCGUAGUUCCUAUCAGAAGGCUGAGCAGUCGAUCGGUGCAGAACGACAUAUAUUCCCAUCCCUCUUCGUUUUAGUUAGUUAACUAACUGAAAUUCCUCUUCUUUUAUUUUUCUUCUUUCCACUUUUACCCUUCACUUGUAUUCUAAUUUAUCCUCCACUGCCACUGACAAAAACCCGCCAUGAUUUCAUGGAAGGAUCUCUAUACCGUCUUGACGGCUGUUAUUCCUCUUUAUGUCGCCAUGAUUUUGGCUUACGGCUCUGUCCGGUGGUGGAAGAUUUUCACGCCAGAUCAGUGCUCUGGAAUCAACCGUUUCGUCGCCAUUUUCGCUGUUCCUCUUCUCUCCUUUCAUUUUAUCUCUUCUAAUAAUCCUUACGCGAUGAACUUCCGUUUCAUUGCUGCUGAUACGCUUCAGAAGAUCAUUAUGCUAUUUCUUCUUGGGAUUUGGACUAAUGUCACGAAGAAUGGAAGCUUGGAAUGGAUGAUUACCAUUUUCUCUCUCUCCACGCUUCCGAAUACGCUGGUGAUGGGGAUUCCUUUGUUGAUUGCUAUGUACGGCGAGUACAGUGGGAGUCUGAUGGUGCAGGUGGUUGUGUUGCAGUGCAUUAUUUGGUACACGCUUUUGCUUUUUCUGUUUGAGUAUCGUGGUGCGAAGAUUCUCAUCAUGGAGCAGUUUCCCGAGACGGCUGCUUCGAUUGUGUCCUUUAAAGUUGAUUCGGACGUGGUUUCGCUGGAUGGGAGGGAUUUUCUGGAGACUGAUGCAGAGAUUGGGGACGAUGGAAAGCUUCACGUGACGGUGAGGAAAUCGAAUGCCUCUCGACGCUCUCUCGGGCCUUGUUCGCUUCCGGCAUUGACGCCGAGGCCGUCCAAUCUCACUGGCGCUGAGAUUUACAGUUUGCAUUCUUCUCGGAACCCUACUCCUCGAGGUUCGAAUUUCAACCACUCCGAUUUCUACUCUAUGAUGGGGUUUCAAGGCCGAUUGUCGAACUUCGGACCUGGUGAUUUAUAUUCGGUUCAAUCCUCCAGAGGUCCGACGCCGAGGCCGUCUAAUUUUGAGGAGAACUCUGCCGCUCAGGCUCAGACGGCAUCCCCGAGGUUCGGAUUUUACCCGGCCCAAACUCUGCCUUCGUCUUACCCGGUUCCGAACCCUGAGUUCACCAAAACCCCUAAAAUCACUCAGCCACCACCGCCGUCUCAUCUACAGCAGCAGCAACCGCCACCGCCACCGCCACCGCAGCCACAGCCGCAGAACAGUAAAGCUAACCAUGACGCGAAGGAGCUACACAUGUUCGUUUGGAGUUCAAGUGCUUCCCCAGUCUCUGAAGGCGGUGGUGGGCUCCACAUUUUAGCUGGGAAUGAGCUUGCCGGAGCCGAGCAAUCUGGACGGUCUGAUCAAGGCGCCAAAGAGAUCCGGAUGCUCGUCGCCGAUCAUCCACAAAACGGUGAAAACAAAGCUGUUCCAGAAACCGAGAGCUAUGUAGCUGAAACCUUUAGUUUCACCGGCAAAGAAGGGGAAGAGGAAAGAGAUGAUCAGAAAGAGAAUCCCAUAGGCUCCGCCAGUGAUCUCCACGGAAAAUUCACCGGCGGAGGUCCAGACGGUGGGAACUCGAAACUAAUGCCACCGGCGAGUGUGAUGACCCGUCUGAUUCUAAUCAUGGUGUGGCGGAAGCUGAUCAGAAACCCCAACACAUAUUCAAGCCUCAUCGGUUUAAUCUGGUCGCUGAUUUCAUUCCGGUGGCAUGUGGCCAUGCCGCAAAUAAUAGAGAAAUCAAUCUCCAUACUCUCUGACACAGGACUUGGAAUGGCUAUGUUUAGCUUAGGUAUUUUUAUGGGACUACAACCAAAGAUGAUAGCAUGUGGGAACUCUGUUGCUGUUUUUUCCAUGGCCAUCAGAUUCCUAACUGGGCCUGCUGUCAUGGCCAUCGCUUCCUUUGCCAUCGGCUUACGUGGAACUCUCCUCCGUGUCGCCAUUGUUCAGGCGGCAUUGCCUCAAGGAAUUGUACCGUUUGUGUUUGCUAAAGAGUACAACGUCCAUCCAGCAAUUCUGAGCACAGGAGUGAUAUUUGGGAUGCUGAUAGCGCUACCCAUUACUUUGCUCUACUAUGUUCUGCUGGGUCUGUAAACUGGUUUCAACUUGGAAUGAAUUUCUUUCAUAUUUCUUAAUGGUUUUGAGAUGAAGAAGAAGAUGAUAGAAUAUAUAGAGAAAAAGUUUGACAAAAGUUGAGAUGGAAGCCCCGAAAGAUGUCAAAGUUUCAUCAGCUUUACAGAAGAUUUUAGAACAAAGAGAAGAAAAAGGCAUCCGCUCAAGGGAGAGACAUAAAAGGAAAACCCAACCCAGCCAGGAAAGGCAAAUCUUCGAUCGUUGCCAUUUUGGGUGUAAAUUUCUGACUCAAAUGGGAGAUCAAUAGGUUUCUUAAUUAGUUUUUUUUUUUUUUUUUUUUUU
Cucurbita pepo subsp. pepo (vegetable marrow) is the source of this 2538-nucleotide messenger RNA. Its product is annotated as auxin efflux carrier component 7. Gene Ontology annotation, molecular function: auxin efflux transmembrane transporter activity. NCBI's taxonomy places the organism in Eukaryota, Viridiplantae, Streptophyta, Magnoliopsida, Cucurbitales, Cucurbitaceae. Gene Ontology annotation, cellular component: endoplasmic reticulum; plasma membrane. Gene Ontology annotation, biological process: auxin polar transport; auxin export across the plasma membrane. The record is from RefSeq and is a predicted model, not a curated record.